Messenger RNA from Exophiala bonariae, 687 nucleotides. RefSeq lists its product as uncharacterized. Lineage: Eukaryota; Fungi; Ascomycota; Eurotiomycetes; Chaetothyriales; Herpotrichiellaceae. The transcript has a single exon. Bases 1 to 687 code for a protein of 228 amino acids. The record is from RefSeq and is a predicted model, not a curated record.
AUGGUCACGAAUACUACAAACCAUGAGGCAGACCGACCAUUCCUCACACGAGCAUACAAAUUGAGCGGCGUUGACGAAGCUCGCGACCUCUACAAUGAAUGGGCAGCUACUUAUGACCAAGAUCUAGCCGACCCAUCACAUGAUUGGGUAGCACCCGCCCUCACUGCCGCGGCACUGCUGGACUUCUUCAGCGAUGCUAACAGCAGUGAAACUCCACUCCAGAUCCUCGACGCCGGCUGCGGUACAGGAAUCGUUGGUGCGGCACUGGCCUUGCAAACUCCAGCUCGAGAUCCAAAGAUCAAUACCGACAUCGAUGGCAUCGAUUUGAGCACAGGUAUGCUCGACGUCGCGCGUAAGACCGGCGCGUACAGGCGUCUCGACACGGCUGAUAUGUCCGGGUCGCUGGAGUCGAUCGAGGAUGGGUCUUACGACGGUGUUAUAUGCGUAGGUGUGCUGACGCAGGGCCAUGUUGGGCCUGGCGUGCUCCGGGAGUUCUCCAGGUUGCUGAAAACUGGUGGCUGUGCAGCUGUCACAGUCAGAGAGGAUAUUUGGGAAUCGGGUGGGUAUAAAACUGUUGUUGAGGGGUUGGAGAAGGAAGGAAAGAUAAAAGUGGUGAGAAAUACAUCGGAGGAUUCGUUGAGGGGGGCAAGUAUUAAGAUGAAGUUGUUAGUACUAGAACGGUUGUGA